AUGGCUGGCUGGUGGACUUGGCACCUCUCUCAGGCCCAGCAGCUGCUCCGCACCCCUGGUGCCCAGAGGGAACUGGACAGUCCAAGUUCUUCAGCCAAAACUGGAGUGGGAGAAUGUGUUGGGUCGGCUUUGGUGACUUGAUUCAUGGAAAACACCUCCCUAUCGGAGCUGCUGCAGCACCAGCGCCCUGGGCCCUGGCUGUGACUGCUCCGCUGCCUCCUGCCACGCGAGGUUGUUUACCUGCACAACCUGAACCCGGUACUGCUGCACUGAGGCCUCAAGCCCUCCAACGUCCUGCUGGACCUAGAGUUGCGUGCCAAGCUGGCAGAUUUUAGCUUGUCAACAUUUUAAGGUGGUUUUUUUUUUGUCAGGGGCAGGGUUCGGUGAGUAGGGGGCGCCCUAAGCUAUUUAGCCCCAGAACUGUUGGCUGAUGUAAACCAGAGGGCCUCCAUGGACAGUGAUGUCUACAGCUUUGGGAUCUUAAUAUGGGCAGUGCUAGUCAGAAGAGAAGCUGAAAGGAUGGUGAUCCAGACAUGGCUGGCGCAGGUAGCAAUGUGUGAGAAACAGAACCGGCCCCUUCUGAGUGAGCUACCAGAGCCCAGGCCCAACACUCUUGGCUUGGAAGGGCUGAAGAAGUUAAUGCAGCACUGUUGGAGCCAUAAGCCCAAGGAUAGGCCCUCCUUCCAGGACUGCUGAUCAAAAACCUCUGAAGUGUUCCUUCUGGAGCAGGACAAGAGGGAUGCUGCUGUCUCCAUGGUGAAGAAGUUUCUUUCUGAGCACAGGAGAAGCAAUAGAAGGUUGUUUUCCUUAGAACCAGGCCGAGGAGAGACGGAAAUGGAUGACCCAGGGGGAAUCAUGGGAAGCCUGUGCUCUUGGAAUGAUUCCACAGUCUCUGAGAGCCUGAACAGCCUGCACCUGGAGGAGUGCCCCAGCACUGUUCUUAAAAAAUGUACAAGCCUUACUGAGAUCAGGACACAGAGAGAGCAGGUUCAGGAUACCAAGAUAGCAGGGGCAUCUUCAGAUUCAACUACCUGACUGCCCCAAACUCCAAAGACCUCACCUUUCAGAAGCCAGAUACCCAACCCACCUCAGGGUGAACGCGAGGUGCCGCUGCUCCGCCUAAUUUUGCUGCUAAUUUCUCUUAAAGGGCAGCUGUCUAUCGUCCUGGACGGGUGCCAAGGGGUGCAGAUAGGAAACAACAACUACUUGAACAUACUAGGGAGACCCACCCUGCCCACACAGGGCCCGGCACCUCCCAGCGUGGGUAGGGGCUGGCAGAACCUUCCAGGAGUAAGUUCUGAAGAAGGACCUGAAGAGCCUGAAGCCUGGAGUAGGUCACAGGGCGAAUAUAAGAAUGUGAAUUGCUGCACCUUCUAAACCGUCUCAGGGAUGAGGCAGCAAACACCCCUUUUUGAAGCGGCGACUUUCUUGGGGAACCUGCCGCCACCACCCGGGCAGACUUUAUGAACUGCCCGCAGGGAGAACUCAGUCAAUAAAUGUUGUGGAAUUUUAGCCAAAGCGCGAAGCUGGAGGGUGAGGCUAAGGCGUCCUCCAGAGGCCGGGAGGGACAGCGAUGGUGGGCCGGUGAGCUGGCAGUGAGGGAGGGGGAGGCACUGUAUCCUCGCCAAGGCCGGAAGCCAGGAUGCUGGGGGCUGGGGCCUGGCAACGGCGUGGCACACAAGGUCAGGGCCCAGACCGUGGCAGGAAGGAAUCCCUGAGGCCUGGCUCCCCGGGCAGC
This is a messenger RNA of Loxodonta africana (African savanna elephant), 1738 nucleotides long. It is a transcript of the gene RIPK3, whose product is annotated as receptor interacting serine/threonine kinase 3. The record is from RefSeq and is a predicted model, not a curated record. Gene Ontology annotation, cellular component: cytoplasm. Gene Ontology annotation, molecular function: ATP binding; protein kinase activity. Gene Ontology annotation, biological process: signal transduction; protein phosphorylation. Lineage: Eukaryota; Metazoa; Chordata; Mammalia; Proboscidea; Elephantidae.